AGGAGCUAACCAAGUUCUUCUUCGACCCGAUGCGAUUCGUAGACGCGGGCCCGAGUUCUGACGAUGGCUCAGCACCGACGGACGAGUCGUCUCUGCCAUAUUCUGUUGGAAGUCGUCGCGAAAACGCUUGCGAGCGGCUGCGCGAGAAGGCGCUGGACCACGCGUGGGCGAGACGGAUAUCGACCCCAGGUGUACCAUCGUUCGCUUCGCUUCACACCCAGACGUCAUCAUCGCCAUCUGACUCGGGUGCGAGAGACGAUGGCGAGGAAGCGCUGGCGACGUGCUUCUUGCUCAGGUUCCUCGAGCAUCCGACGUACUGCGAGCUGCACGACGUUCAAUGGAGACCCGAUAGAGCCUCGGAGAGGGACGUAUGGUCUUCGGCGUUCGUCUCGCAUUUACGUCAGCAAAGGAUGAACAACGCAUCUACUUCUGGGCUAUCGACGGGCUCUCCUAAGGAAGGCCAGGCCUCGAGAUCGUCGACGUUACGGUGGUCAGUUCACAUUAUGCGAGAAGCCGUCACCUGCGCUGCCUACGACAACGCGUGUCAAUACACACUCCAAGAUGAGGUCAUGCUUGCUGGACCGCCGCCACCACUGCCCGAAGAGGUUCUUGCGGAGGCAAAUACGCCCGAUGGAGGGCAGUGGUGGGAUACUCAGAUGUUCUACACCCUUGUCCGACCUUACACAUAUGGUAUGACCCAGGUCGCUUUCAACAGUUUUGACUGGAGUGCCCGCCGCCGCGCCUCCCUCCCCUUCUCCCUUCCUCGUCUGCGUGCACACAUGGCCGCCCUAAAAACUUUGCACACCCUCCUCGCGCUCGCACACACCCGCUUCGCCGUCGCAUUCGGUGCCGAAGCCACUUCGAUCCGUCUCUCCGCGCGUGCCUCGUUUGGCGGGCUGCACACGCGACAUGGCACCGCGUCUGCGAACGCAAAGGCACAACACCGUCAGGACAACGCUCGUGAGGCAGAGCAAGCGGACAGGGACGCAGCACGAGCGGUUCUCGGUGCGAUGGAGAGUGCGAUGGCGCAUGUGAACAUCCCGAUAUGGGUGGAUGUUGAGGCGCGGUUGGCCGCUGCUACUGCGGCAGACCAAGAAGGAGACGAUGUGGUCAUGCUGCGAAAGGUUAUGAACGGACUGCGGCGGGCGUUGCUGCCGUAUGUGGUGCGCAUGUUGGGCCAGGGGGCAGGCGUUGGCGAUGGGGGGUUCGUCGAGAGUAACGUAAGUCUCGCGGCGCUAACACAGCUCGGCGACGAGCCGGCCAAGUUCUGGACAUGGGUAAUCCUUUCUUCAAUUCCGGUAGAGAACGGUGGAGAAGGCAUCACGCGUGCCCAGAAGCUGCACACACUAGAAUCCGUCUAUAAGAUCUACAAAGUGAUCUCGUGGGCCUGGCCGCGCGUACUCAAGACCGACACGGCAAUCCGCGUCAAGACCGCAUUGGAGAUGCUCAGGCUCGAACACAUGUUUGACGAGAUCUACGGUCCGACGUCCUGUGGCGUCUCUGACCCAAUGACCGGUGCUAGCACCCCAGAUACCGAAAGCGAUCAGGCAGGCUCCCAUUCCUCUUCAUCUCCGUCUGCGAGUGGAUCGUCGGGAUCGUCGCAAUGGCAUACCUCUGAAUCCGCUUCCUCCAUUCUCGACCUGCCAGAUGUCGAAGCUGUCUUACGCUCAACGGGUAUACUGGAUGAGCCACUGACCCCGUCACGCCGUAGUCCUAUAUUCAUGAACACGAGGAACAACUUGAGCUUGAGGGGAGCAGGGAGUGAGGUCGCUGGCUUCUUGACUUCAGGCUUGACAUCGACGCCGAUGGAUCUGCCGAUGACGGAUCCAGGUGGCGUCUCUCUCGACUUGAUGACUCCGUAUCUCACAAAGAAUGCGGUCCAAGUUCCUUCCAUGUUGACUGUCACAUUACCCGAGACAUGUCAGGACCGGUCAAAUUUGUCGUACGACGCGCACGGUGCGGCGUUGGAGCAGUUACGGGGGACAAUGCAGGCGCUCGAGUGACCCCUUGCCC
Coniophora puteana RWD-64-598 SS2 is the source of this 2013-nucleotide messenger RNA. RefSeq lists its product as uncharacterized. Lineage: Eukaryota; Fungi; Basidiomycota; Agaricomycetes; Boletales; Coniophoraceae. The coding region runs from base 504 to 2003 and encodes 499 amino acids. The record is from RefSeq and is a predicted model, not a curated record. The transcript has 8 exons.